UGAAAUACGCAACUUUAAUUUGAAGGAGUGCAUUGAUUGUAAGGAAGAAAACAUUUACUGGGAACAAGCAUUCCCAAGUUUAGGAGAGACUCGUUGGUACCUGUAGAACCCAUUUUCAUUCAAAUAUCUUGAGAUGAGAGUUUAAGGGACCCCUUUGAAAGUGGCCAUUUCAGUUGCCAAAAUUUAGCCUAACCUUGGAAAGUUAUUUAGCCACCUUUCGGACAAGCUAUGAUGACAUGGUUGGUACCAGUGAAUGCCUUAGGUUGUCUAGUUUCACAAGAUACCACUACCUUCUAGCUUAAAAAAUGAGCACACCACAACCUCUUAAAGACAGUACUAUUGGCCUACAUUAGUUUGGGGGGCAGUAGGGAAGCACCUGGGGGCACCACUGUAAAGCACCUGAGAAGCAGAACUCUAAAUUUACCUUGGCUAUGCGGAUAUUAAUAUGGCAGCUCAUUAUUUAGCAGUUUCAUUCAUUUUCAGUGCUUCCAAAUCCAGGACCUUGUUUAUCUAAAUUGUCUGCUGGAUUUGGAAGCAAAAGUUUCUCUGAAGUUGUAAACCCAAACUUUGUGUCCCACUGCUCCUCUAUCUGUCUUAGACAAAACAAAGCAUGAAUUAGACUUCCACGAGCCAAUAAGGCUAUGGCACAGCUGCAUUUUCACUUUUUUUUAGCACUGCUGGCUGAAUGGGAGCUACAGAUUGGAGGGGAGUCGAAGCUCCUCCUCCUGGCAUGUCUGUAUGGACAGACACAUUGUACCUUUGGGUGUCAGGCCUGUUACAUGGGCAUUAGCUGUGCAGCAAACUAAGAGGAACUUUAUUUGAAAACUUGUCUAUGUAGACGAAGUCCAGCAUGCAAUUUCUCUCCCAGCAUAUCCCAGCAGCUUGGUGGGGCGCACACCUGGCUUGUGUAUUCAUCAUGAUCACCUUCUCUGGACCAGCUUCACCCCUUCACGCCCCUCCAGUGGCCACAGGUCUCCGCUCUGCUUUCUCCGCCACACAAACCAACAGUGUAGUGGGAGGCAAGCAGAAGGCCGUGACCUUCAACAGGCUCAUGGUCAACAUCGGAGGGGAUUUCAGUCCAGACACCGGUCACUUCCGCUGCCGCAUCCCUGGGGCUUACUACUUCUCCUUCUCUGUGGGGAAAUUUCCAAAGAAAAUGCUCUCUGUGAUACUGGUGAAGAAUGGAGAGGAGGUGCAGGCUAUAGCGUACGAUGACUACAGAAAGAAAGGGAGGAAAGUUCAAAGCCAAAGCGUCAUGAUCAGUCUGAAGGAGAUGGACACAGUGUGGCUGCUUCUACAGCAGAGUCCUCAGUAUGCUCUGUACAGCAAUGCUGGCCCUUACAUCAGUUUCUCUGGCUACCUCGUCUAUCCUGACGUCUCCCCAACCGGCUUCAUCAGCAACCACCUGUCCCCAUCAGGGCUGUCCUAUCCAAACUGCCCCCCUCAGGCUGACCCCUCGGCCAGAGGUCAGACGUCAGAGCAGCCACGGUCUGCCUUCUCUGUGGCGCGGACCUCCACAUUCAUAGGUCAGAGUAUUAGGCAACAGGAGAAGCCACCUCUGACCUUUGAUGUGGAAUACGUUAACAUCGGGGGGCAUUUCAACAAAACCUCAGGCCUGUUCACCUGCCACUUCCCGGGAGCUUACUUCUUCGCCUUCACUGUGGGGAAACACCCUCGUAAGGCUGUGUCUGUGAAGCUGAUGACCGGGAAGGGCGAGGUGCAGGCGAUGGUGUUCGAUGAGGACACUUCAAAGAGAAGAGAGAUGCAAAGUCAGAGCUUGCUGCUGGCUCUCCGCCGCGGCGACAAAGUGUGGCUGUACAGUCAGCAGGAUGAGCGUUACGCUGUCUACAGCAACCAGGGGAGGUACACCACCUUUUCUGGUUUCCUGGUUUAUCAUGAAGCAGAAACAGUCAGCUCUGAAUCUAUUAAACCUUCAUAACCCCAUCUGUUGUUAUUGUAGAAAAUCUGUAGAUCAUUUCUAUGUUGAUGGAGCAGAAGAAUAAUUAAUCUGUGGUCAGUAUAGUGUAACUACUUAAUACAUUUUCUUUACAGUAACUCCAGGGAUAUUUGUUGCCGAAUGACUCCACAAGAUGGUGCUAUGAUACAGUUAUUGACACUAACAACAUGUAACGUGGUUAUUUCUGUCCUUUAAGUGCAAUUAGCUGUAAAACAUUACAAAAAAUGUGUCUAUAUAACAACUUGUAGAUUAAAUGGCAAAUUUGGGUUUUGUUAAAAGAUAAAUUUACUUUUAAAAUUCUUUGUACUUAGAUGUUACAAAAAGCUUUUUUUUUUUACAUGUAAAAAUGAUGACUGCAUGGCAUGGAAUACUAUGUAAAUGAUGUAUAGUUUAUUAAAACCUACUGACUGUAAAAAUAAAAUUUAGAAUACAUCAUGGUCAUGUAGUGAUGAUAGGCUUAUUGUGUAACUUUUAUACUGUAGAUAUAUCUGUAUCUGUUUGAUGUUUUACAUGCGUUUCAAUAGAAAAAUAAACAAAUUCAUACACUUAAAUAAAUUUAAAAGGUGUUGUGUCUCCUAAUGUUAAUAUGAUGCAGCCUGUUGCAUUGAGUACAAACUCACUGUCAUUUAAAUGUAUGUUGUCUGCACAAACGUUGAUCCUCACUACAACUAUUACUACUACUACUGCUGCCACUAUUAAAUGCUCUGCUACAGUGUCUCUCCUACUGUACGCAGUAGCACCUGUAUUAGCACCUAGCCUCCUGAUACAUUUGCCGCCCACCCUGGCAAAAAUGAUUGAGGCUGAGGCUGUGGUACUUGCGCACACACUGGUGGUAUCUUGUGAAACUAGACGACCUAAGGCAUCAGUUCUAACCAUGUUGAUACAGCAUGUCGGGAAGGGGCAAAAUAAUGUUCCAAAUUUAGGCUAAAUUUUGGUGAAGGAACAACUGGCAUGUCCAUUUUCAAAGGGGUCUCUUGAGCUUUCACCUCAUCUGAAUGAAAAUGGGUUCUAUGGAUACUCAAGAGUCUCACCUAAACUUGUUUUCUCCCUUACAAUCAAUGUACUCCUUCAAAUUAAAGUUGUACAUUUGUCUUUUUAAGGAAAAGGACAACCAGCCCAUCUGAUGAACCAUGAAUUGCCUAAAAUGUAUAGAUACGUUGAAAUAUUAACUAAACUGAUAUUAGUCCAUGCACAUCAGAUAAUUAGUGAUAUUAACUGUAAAAUAAGAAACCAAAAAAUAUAUAUGUGUGCACUUCCUUCACUUUCCAUAUUGACAAAGUUUUCAACUAGCCUAUGUACCUCAAAAGCAUAAGCAAAUUCCUGAAAUUUACUCAUGGUAUUUGGUUUUGGUGUGCCAGUCCAAGGUUUUCAGUGGUCCCAUCUGCCCACCCCACUGGUAGCUGUGAUGCAUAAACUGUAUUCUGAUACAAUGGUAAAAACAAAAUUGUUGGGGAGGAUUAAAUGACACCUGUAGGAAAAGCAUUCAGUUUUUUCAUUAAGUAAAAAUACUCCAUAAGAGACCAGUUAUACUUGGGUGAAAAUUAAUAUUAGCUCUAAAAUAAUCUUAAGAUUCCCAAACAAAUGGACGUUCUCACUCUCCUCUUUAAAUUCUUUAAUUAUGUGUGCGUAUUAAAUUGUUUUAACCAAUACUUGUUGUAAAAUUGCUGCUAUUAUAUUAAUAUAAUUAUACAUAAAGUACAUAACUGCAACACAUUUACAUAACGUGAAUAUUUUGUUCCUUACAAUCAAUGCACUCCUUCAAAUUAAAGCUGUAUAUUAAAACGGGAUUGAUGUGGAUCUUUACUUGCAUUGAUCAAGUUUUCAACUAGCCUAUAUACUUCAAAAGCAUAAGCAAAUUGCUGAAAUUUACUCUUGGCUUUUGGUUUUGGUGUGCCAUCCCAAGAUUUUCAAGUGGCCCCAUCUGGCAACCCCUAUGAAACAUUUCUGGGGGCACCACUGAUUACGCCUACCACAAUUAACAACAACUACAGCAAUAGCAGAGGUAUACCAACAAAGACAGACACAUAUAGAGAAAGAGCUUCAUGAAAAAGAGAAAAUGGAGGAACCUAACAUUAAAAAUUCAAACCAAUUAACAACUGUAAUGGUAUCAAAAUAGUCCACAAUGGCAUUAAAUAUUCCUUAAUCAUAUAAAACUGGCCAAAACGUAUAAAAAUACAUCCUGUGGUCUAUCUAACAGAGGACCAUAUUUCAUCUGGGAGACUCUCAGGCAUUAACAUUUUAAUCUUCAGUCAAUGUUUUCAGUUCAUUGUGAUAUU
This is a messenger RNA of Epinephelus moara (kelp grouper), 4233 nucleotides long. RefSeq names its product C1q and TNF related 13 (gene c1qtnf13). Gene Ontology annotation, molecular function: protein binding. The record is from RefSeq and is a predicted model, not a curated record. The transcript is spliced from 2 exons. NCBI's taxonomy places the organism in Eukaryota, Metazoa, Chordata, Actinopteri, Perciformes, Serranidae. Bases 851 to 1939 code for a protein of 362 amino acids.